CUCGUUGUGAGACGUAACGACAAACGAAAGGAACGAAGAGGCAAAACAUGCAGUGGCGUGUCUAACGACAUUCUGUGAUUUGUUGGAUGUGCCCCACCCAAUAAUGCAGCAUAAGUUGUGCCACUUACGGUUUAGGAUUGCUAACGGUAGAUUGAGUCGUGGUUUGGCAAAAUGUUGGCUAUGCGGCCAUCAUUGGAUGUGUAGGGUGUGCAGGAGAUCCUUUAACCUUGUACCAAGACUGAUGAUUGCUGGUGCAAGGCCUUUGUUUUGUUUGAAGAACAACUCUGUCACUCAUCACUGCUGAACUGCAGACAUUCUGUUUGAAAGUAGUGAUUGACUCCAUCAUCUAUGGAGGAGAAUGUGAGCCCUGAGCUCUCUCUAGCUCCUGAGCCAGAGCAGAGCCAGGACCGCAUGGAUAGCUGCUCUCAAGGUUUUGGAGACGGGGAUACAGAGCAGAAAGAACAGUUUCAUACUGAGAGCGAGAAUGCGGCCAAAGAGACACUAGAGGAGCCGGACAAGUCUUUCAGGGCCAACAGUGAAGUAAAGAAGACUUGGGCUUUCCGACGGUCCACUGUUGCAAAGAGAGAGAUGCCAGUGGAGGCAGCAACAGACGGCUCUGAAAACCGCUGUCCUGUACGGCGCAGUGGCAGGCAGUCUAAGCGAACUGACAAACUAGAGGAAUUCCUCUUGACUGCCAAGAGAGGGUCAAGAAAGAGCGCCCCUCCUAGUCUGGAAAGCGGUGACCCUCCCUCCCAAACCCCAACUGAUGCAGAGACUGCCUCAGAGGCCAGCUUUGAUGGUAACGCUGACACCAAGGCUGCGGAGGACAAGGUAGAAUCCCCAGAGAGGAAGACAAGAAGUAGUGCAAGGAAGCAGACCCAGAGGAGAGGUCGAGGUGGCAGACAGACACGGGGAAGCAGUGGAGUGACAGUCAAAGAUGAGGGAAGCUCUGACAAUGAGGAGGAUAGCAAAGACGCCACCAAGGCGGACCAGUUACCAGAUAAAGAUGAGGAGAAAGAAGAUGGAAAGGGUGAUGCCAUUCCUGAAGAUGGAGGGAGCACUAAUGCAGCACAGCCUCAGCCAGAGCAGGACUCUGAGAGGAAAGAGGUUGUUGAGGAGAAGAACCAACAUGGAGAUGAAAAUGACAAAGUGAAUGAUAAAGAGUCUGAUGAGGAUAGCAAAGACAAACCCGCAGCGGGGUUGGUGAAACGUGGACCAAUAAGAACCUAUGUCAACAAAAAGAGGGCAGCCAAUAAGAACACUACCCCUGUUAAAGGUCCUGCUCCUGCCAUCAAGACCCCCACUGUUGUCAAGAGGGAGAUCAAGCCCAAAGCCGCCCAAGCUGCUGGAAUGACACGCAUGGCACAGGCACAACAGGCCGAUGAUGAUGAGAAUGACUCUUCAAUGUCUUCAUCUUCUUCUUCGUCAUCAUCAUCAUCCAUUGAUUCUGAUGAGGGAGGUUAUGACCCCAAUGCACUUUACUGCAUCUGUCGGCAGAAACACAACAAAAGGUUCAUGAUCUGCUGUGACCGCUGCGAGGAGUGGUUCCAUGGAGAUUGUGUUGGCAUUACUGAGGCCCGCGGGCGCCUGAUGGAGAGAAAUGGGGAAGACUACAUCUGUCCUAAUUGCACCGCUAAGAAAAACCAGGUGGUCAGACCUGCCACGUCUGUCCUCUCUGCAAGCACAGAUAUUGGGAAACCCAAAGCUCUGACUUCUGCUCACGCUGUUCUUGCUAUGACGUCUGCUGAGAAAACCAACACCAGUGGGCCAGACGUCAGUCAGCCGGCUGCUCAGGCUUUGGCGGCACCUCCGCCCUCCACCACUGGAACAGAGGACAUGGGCAUCAAAGGCAGGAUAGAAAAAGCUACUAAUCCAACUGGGAAAAAGAAGAUAAAGAUCUUUCAGCCGACCGUACAGCAGCCAGCCCAAGCCCAAGCAGCCCCGUCAGUGCCAACCAUGGAAAAGAAGGCAGCAUCCACAGCAGAGCAGAAAGCACUACCGGACACGGAGCAGAAAGUGGCGUCAAACGUGGAGGUGAAUACAACACCAACAGUGGAGGUUUCAGAGGAGAAGGCCGGGCAGAAGGCUGAGGAGGAGUCUUCCCUUCCCAAAUGUAUCGGGCCUGGCUGUGAGAAUAAUGCCCAGCCAGACUCUGUGUACUGUGGCAACGACUGUAUCCUAAGGCAUGCUGCUGCGGCCAUGAAGUCCAUCACUGAUGUCAAAGAUCCCAAGCAGAAGGACAAGGCCAAGGCUCAGAAAACCAAGUCUACACCAAAGAGGAGCGUCGCUGGUGGGAAGAGGACGCAGAAGAAGACCCAGGAGGAGUCGGACAGCGAGGAAGACUACAGUCCUGAUCCAGAUGAGGACAGCGAAGACGAGCAUGCUGAGGAACACCCGCCCCCGCCGGCCACUGCGUCCUGGUCCAGCGACCAUAAUUACAUUGCAGUAACACCAGAAAAGACUACACCCAUAUCACCAACAGUGUUAAACAAAAAGUCCCCUUCUAAAGAAGAGAAGCAAAGUGAGAAGGAACAGAAAGAGAAAGAACCAACCCCGACUCCUGAGAAACCAUCCCUGGCGUCCACAACACCAGUCAAAGGAAAGAAGAAGUCCCCGGCCACUAAAGGGUCCAAGGUUUCCCCAAGGGGCAGGAAGCCUUCCGCUCAGUCUCCCAGCUCAAAGAUGUCCAAGAAAGCUACGAUACCUCAGAGUAAAACCACUACAAAGUCCAAGAAACCAGGUCCGAAGCCCGUCCCUACCCCGUCUCCCUUUCCCCCAGGUCCGAUCCACGUCACAGGAGCGCUGAGGGUCACCAAGUCCAACUUUACCAUUCCUAAGAAGCAGCCACAACAAAAGGAUUCUCCAUCCCAUAGCAAGUCAUCCCCGUCCUCCAGAGUCCCAUCAUCUCCUGUUUCCUCAGCUCCACCCACUCACUCCCCAUCCUCCAGACCCCCACAUCCAGCUGCGUCGGUGCCCCCUGCGUCCCCCAUGCCACCGCCACCCAACAACCAGAUGCGAACAAACAUCCGCCGCUCGCUGACAGACAUCCUCUAUAAGAGGGUGAGCGACAGUGAUGAUUUGAAAAUGACUGAGAGCGAGGUGGCAAGGCUGUCAGUUGCCAUUGAAAAGGAAAUGUUCAACCUUUGCCUUAGCACUGACAGCAAGUACAAGAACAAGUACAGGUCCCUCAUGUUCAACCUGAAAGAUCCUAAAAACAAAGGCUUGUUCUACAGGGUGGUGGGUGGCGAGGUUAGUCCCUUCAGACUGGUGAGACUAAGUGCUGAAGAGUUGCUUUCCAAAGAGAUAUCUGAGUGGAAGAAGCCAGAUGCUCCUGAGGCCCAGUCUCCCAGUUCAAGGGCCCAUUUGGGGCAUUCCAGACUGGGCAACAGGCAUGACUCUAGCUCACAUAGUAUGGAUAUGGAGGAUGCUCCACCAACAUCUGAUGGAGAUGUAUGUAUCUCUGCCACCACUUCAUCUGCUCGCAUGGCUUCUGCUGCAGACCAAGAUGACUCCACUCCUUCAGCUUCGGCUCAGUCCUCUGCUGCGGAGGGGAACACUGGCAGCAGCAUGCCAGACAUUUUCAGCAACAUGCUCAAAGACACCACUGCUGAACACAGGACUCAUCUGUUUGACCUUAACUGUAAAAUAUGCACAGGUCAGAAGACAGAAGAUGAGCCUGCAGCUAAGAAAGCCAAACUGGCCAAGAAGCCUGAAACUAAACCUCCGAGACAGGAGCUGCAUUCAUCCAGGUCAGGGGACGUCUCCCCUGUCAGCCAAACACAGGUCCCCGCAGCUUACCAGCCCCAGGACCCUGUAGCCUACCAACACGCAGUCCUUCCAUCCCACCAGUCUAACAUGGAACCAGCUGUCACAGAACCACAGCCGCAGCUUGACCUCAAUAUGAUGGUACCUCCAGUCCAGGCCCCUGCAACCAUUGCCCCAACUGUGUCUUCUGUCAGCAUCACCCGUAGAGACCCACGCAUGGCCAGGCACAGCUCAGGUGUGACCGUCACCCACACUACUCCAGACAAACCCAUCAACAACUCAUCAGAGCCGCUACCAGCUCCUGUUAGUGCUGCAGUGGAGGUUGCACCCAAGGCACCGCUGCCAAUGCCCCCAGCUCCACCGUCUUCAGUAGCUGUUUCCAAACUAGGGAAAACAAGUACAUCUGACCCUCCUCUUGAGGGAGAGACAGCAAUCUUCCUCCAUGGUCAAGAGAAGAUUUGGAAAGGAUUAAUUAACAUGCAGUCUGUGGCCAAGUUUGUUACCAAAGCUUAUCUGGUGUCUGGAUCCUUUGAGCACCUGAAGGAGGAUUUGCCAGACACCAUUCAUGUUGGGGGACGGAUAUCUCCAAGCACAGUGUGGGACUAUGUUGGAAAACUGAAAACCUCACUCUCCAAGGAACUGUGUCUGAUCCGUUUCCACCCAGCAACAGAGGAAGAAGAUGUGGCAUAUGUCUCUCUCUUCUCUUACUUUAGCAGCAGGAAACGAUUUGGUGUGGUGGCUAACAACAAUCGGCGAAUCAAAGACCUCUAUCUCAUCCCACUGGGCUCAAAGGACCCAUUACCCUCCAAACUCUUACCGUUUGAUGGGCCAGGGCUUGAACCAGCUCGUCCUAACCUGCUCUUGGGGCUGCUGAUCUGCCAGAAGGACAGAAAGCGAGCUGCUGCUCCGUUGGAAACUGUGGAAAAAAGGUCCAAGACUGAAACUAAAGAUGCUGACGACACUGGCCUUCCAAAACCAUCUCCUUUAGUCAGAGCAGAAAGAAGUACACGACAGAGUCUUGAAGUCCCCUUUAGCACAACUCCUCCAGGGUCACCUCCACCCAGCUCUGAGAGCUCAAGCAGCACAGUGGCCACCUCCUCAGUCCUUUCCUUCUUGUCUUCUGUCAAGUCUACAGCCACAUCCACUACCACAGGCAAGGACUCCCCAUCCUCAUCGAGCUCUGUUGCUUCCUCUGCAGCAACUGCCACUCCUCUUCAGACCAUUCUCAACACUCUCUUUGGGAAGAAAAAGCAUGACUCAGAAGCUUCCAACUCCCCGUCUGAUCAAGGCGGGGAACACUCCCUCCCACCCCCUAUGAUGCUUGACCCCAUUGUGCAGCAGUUUUCUAAGGAGAAACAGUUGGAGGAAGAUGAAGAUGACAGACCGUACGACCCGGAAGAAGAGUAUGACCCCAGUAGGGGCUACAAUGUGCCUAAGAAGCCCGUUGAGUUAGUAAGCAAACCUGAAGUCUCUAAGCAGCCUGAGGUGGCAGCAAAUGAAGGAGAUGAUGUAGCAUAUGACCCAGAGGAUGACUCAAUUUUUGAUGAUGUCAGAACUGUAGUACCAAGUCAAACUAAGGUUGCAACUGACCCUUUGACUGAUCCACAGAAGAUAUUGGAGAGCCUUAAACAGAUUGGAGAGCAGACAUUCCAGAAACAGGGAGAACAGCAAAUAUCAUCUACAGGGACACCUGUUACCUUAUCAGCACUUCCAGACACACUCUUAACUCAACCUACCAAAUCCCUUUUAGCCAAUACUCAGCUACUGCAGCUUGGCAAAAAGGUUGAGGAACUAGUGAAGUCUUCAUCGGUUGCUCCCUUGAUCAACCAAAGGAGAGAUCCCCGACAGAGCAGGGAUCCUCGCCAGGCUGCGGCUGGCUGGAAACAGACUGAUGAACCUGAGGAACAAGAAGAGACAUCUGCUCCAUUGGCAGAUUCUACUCCUGUCUCACAACCUGUGGUUCACGAGCCUGAGCUGUCUAAUGUAACUGAACUCCCAGACUCCUCACAAGGCCCAGAGAUACCACUGCCUCACGAGGAGGUGAAAAGAGAAACACUACCCUUCAUGGAGUCGAGUGAGGCGGAGGUGGCAAUUCCAUUAUUAGGGGAGGAGGUGGAACCUGAUAUGGAGGUCAACUAUAUGGAUGAGAAAGAAGUGAAAACUGAGGAAGCUGAGCCAAUCAAGGCAGAAACAGAAAUGGACAAGUACAGUAUUUGGCCAAAUGCUGCCAGUAUUUUAAAAGCUGGUGAGGACUCAGAGUAUGAAGAGAAUAGCCAGGAUGCACCUACCACAAGUUAUUAUAAUGAGCCUGCACACACCUCCACGAUAACUUCGACAAUCCCAGUACUCACACAGAGCUCAGCAAUGGUUGACACUCUCCGCUCACUUGAGUCCCAUCACAUGCCACAUCACAUGUCAGCGUCAAGCUUCGACAGCGAGUACAGAUCUCCAGCUGACAUUCCCCCACCAUCCAACUUCCCCCCGCCUCAUCCGAUGCAGGGACAGAACCUGAUAAUUAGGCCUCCGCCGAUGUCUAUGCCACCACCCAUCCAGGGUCUUCCUCCAAUGUCAGGUCCCCCUCCUAUGCAGGGACCCCCUCCACCCAUCCAUGUUCCUCCCCCUGUGCGUGGUCCUCUCCCUAUGCAGGGUGACAGUAGCCAGCAAUAUGGUCCACCUCCGACUGCAUACCCUCCCUAUCAGAAUCAGUGGCCAGGCACCCAGCCACCAUCACAGCAGCAGCAACCUCCUCCUGGACCACCACCUCAGAAUAUCAUGCCACUUCGAGGACCACCACCACCAUUCCCUCCAAUAACCCAGAGGGGCCCUACUCCUCAAAUGUUUGAUCCUUCUGUUCCCCCACAGUACGCUGGACAGCAAGGCCUCCCUCCAGGCCUUCCCCCACCUCCUACCUUUGAUGGACAGAGCAGUUUACCUCCACCAAGAUUCACUGGUCCUCCUCCACCAUUUAAUUUUCCUGCAAACAGAGGUCCUCCUCCACCUUUUACAGGGCCACCUCCCAGUCACUUUGAAAACAGACUCCCACCUCCAUCCCACUUCCCAGGCCCCAGAGGUCCUCCGCCAUCUCAGUAUGGUGACCAUGGGACUCAACCUCCACUAGACCAAUCUCGAGGCCCUGCAGAACAGUAUAUCAAAGAAAGUUCUAGCUCUUUUAAACUAAAUGUGGACCAGAUUCCAAACACUAUCCAUAUUUUUAAAGACAAUCAGGGUCCUCCAUCAGGUCCAGCAUACCGGGGACCUCCACCUAACCAGUAUGAGGACAGAAGAGGCCCACCUUCUAGCAGCGAGAUGAGCGGACAGCACUACAGUCCACAUAACCAAUAUGGGAGCUCCAGACCACACUCAUCACCACCACAUCGAGGAUCUUUUGAUGAGCACCGAGGUCCUCCCCCGCAGGAGGGUAGACCCCACCCUUCUCAGCGUUUUGGAGGAUCAGAACGGUACCGCUUAGACAGGCACUCUGAUGAGGCUAGACCUGUUCGCCAUAGCGGGCCUUUACUACCGACACCUUCAGAGGCUCCCAUAGGCCCUCCAAGUCGCAUGGGAGCCCACAGUCCCGACAUGCACCGGGACGACCCCUGGCGCCGCCACUCUCCUGAAAUGAGAAGGAGGAGCACCACCAGUCGAGAAGACUCAGAACCUCGCAUCGGAGAUCGUUUGAGCCGCUUUGAAGGAGGGCACAGAGAACCUCUUCCUGGUCCUGUACCAACCUCUGAAGAGAGACAGAGGGAGCUGUCUGAGGACCGCCGGAGGGAAAGAGAGCGGGAAGUCUCCCACACCGGCAGGCCAUCAUGGGACAGGAGCCAGGGCAAGCGGUGGAGCAGAGAGCGAGAGUGGGAUAGAGCCAGAGAAAAGGACCGUGAUCUCGAGCGCAGCCGAGAAAGAGAUCCAGAGCGUGGCCGAGAAAGAGAUCCGGAGCGUGGCAGAGAAAGAGAUCCAGAGCGUGGCAGAGAAAGAGAUCCAGAGCGUAGCCGAGAAAAAGACCGGGAUCCAGAGCGUAGCCGAGAAAAAGACCGGGAUCCAGAGCGUAGCCGAGAAAAAGACCGGGAUCCAGAGCGUAGUCGAGAAAGAGAACGGGAUCCGGAGCGUGGCCGAGAAAGAGACCGCAGCAGAGGGAGGGAGAGUGAGAGGCACAAGGAGACAGAGGGAGAGCGACACAGGGAUCAAGACACAGACAAAAGGAGAGACCGGGAGAGAGACAGAGCCAGGGAUUCUGACAGGAGAGACUACGACCGCGACAGAGGGAGAAACCGUGAUCGAGAGCGUGAACGUGACCGUGAGCGAGACCGAGACAGGAGACGGGACAGAUCCCGAAGCAGGGAACGAGACCGGGACAGAGACCGUGGGAAAGACCGGGGCAGAGACCGAGACAGGGAGAGGGAGAGAGAUAGAGACAGGGACAAAGACAGGGAUCGUCGGGACAGGAGCAGAAGCAGAGACAAGAAAGAGGAGAAAAAGGACAGUAAACAUGAUGCAUCCAAGGAAAGUGAUAAAACUGCAGAAAGUGGCAAGAACAUGUCCUAGUCUCUGUUUUAUGGACAUGACAUUAUGGUUUGAAGGACACUUCAAUCUUUGAACGGUUGAAAUCCAGUUGUAUCACUGUAAAUGUAGAGCAGUAUUUCGUUAAAUUUCCACAGUUGUGUUCGUACUAGAAAAAAAGUUUGACAAUGUUUGUAUUCUUUUUGUCACUUAAAGGUUUCUAACUUUGUUUUAUUACAUUUGAAAACAAAAAAAAACAACUGAAGGCCAUCUAAGUUGCUUGUGUACCAGAUGUAUUAAGUGGGCUACUGAGUCCUAUGACAUGUACCUUUCUCCUCUCUAAGCAGUCUUUUUUUUUUUUUUUAAGAAAACAAUAAUGUAACUGAGUAACACACCAUUUGCAAUAUGUAAAUAUGAAUGUAUUUGUGUAUAUACUGAUGUUUUUAAUCAUACUUUUCUAAGUAGAGAAAAUAAAAGCCAUAUAUCUGAGAUGGAUAAUGUGAAAGUUAAGGAAUCAUUGUUUACACACAAAUGUGUGUUUAUAUGUCCAGCAGCAUUGAACUUAAACGCUCCAGUUAUCUACGGUAAUACAUCCCAUCAAUGGUUGUUAAUGAAAUGUUCUGAUUUUGUUUCAGCUCAACCAAUUAAACCUGUUUGAUGACUUA
This is a messenger RNA of Epinephelus fuscoguttatus (brown-marbled grouper), 8927 nucleotides long. It is a transcript of the gene dido1, whose product is annotated as death inducer-obliterator 1. Gene Ontology annotation, cellular component: nucleus. Gene Ontology annotation, biological process: DNA-templated transcription; apoptotic signaling pathway. Lineage: Eukaryota; Metazoa; Chordata; Actinopteri; Perciformes; Serranidae. The coding region runs from base 349 to 8307 and encodes 2652 amino acids. The record is from RefSeq and is a predicted model, not a curated record. The transcript is spliced from 17 exons.